AAUACAUUCAUUCUUUCAAUAAACGAACGGCGUCGGUCGCGCGCCAGUCGGGCGACAGACGUCUUAACUACCAGUUGUGUUUCAUUUUAAUCUUAGAUUUAACAGUGGCGACGAGGUGUAGCAGCUACUUAUUCUAUGUGCGCGUGCGAACUAUAUUUAUAAACAUGGCAGUCGGAAAAAUCGGCGAGUUUGAGGUGGGAAAAGACAUAUGGGACUUGUAUGUGGAACGCCUGGAACAAUAUUUCAUUGUGAAUUUAGUGAACGAAGAGAUGAAGGUGCCGACGUUGAUAACCAUGAUGGGAGCUGAAUGCUACGAGCUAUUGGUUACUUUAUGCACACCCCAUAAGCCUAAGGAUAAAGAGUUUCAUGAAAUUGUAGAUAUUAUGAAGAAACAUCUUCAACCCAAACCGAGUGAGUUGGCCGAGCGCUAUAAAUUUCGGCAUAGACUGCAAAAAGCCGACGAGUCAAUGGCAGAUUACGUCGCAGCUCUAAAAAAAAUAUCGAAAACCUGUGAGUUUGGUCCCUGGCUAGAUGAAAGUUUGCGUGAUCAGCUAGUGUGUGGCAUUAAUAAUGAAACCAUAAGGCAACGUCUGUUCGCUGAGGAUAAGUUAAACUUUAGUCAAGCAUAUCGCUUAGCAUCUAGUAUGGAAACUGCUGAGAGGGAUGCGGCGAUUGUGGUCGAAGGUCAUAGAAGGGCAUCGAGCGCGGGAAACACAACGGACUGUCAAGCGAUUACGGUAGGGGCAACAUGGCGGAGGAAACAUCAAGCGGGCAGCGCGCGCGACUACGGUGACAGCGGAGCGGUGCGGGAGACCGGCCAGCGGGGGGGCGGCGGCGGCUGGGCUCGACAGCCAGCGGCGCGUGCCUCUGUAUCGAACAAAUCACAACACGAGCGCGGACAUAUGCAGGCGCAAUGCAAGGCGUGUGGGGGUGCGCAUGAAACUGCGGCUUCGGCAGCGGGAGCGGGGGAUGAUGCAAACAACUGUCAGGAUAGUGACGUAAGCGAAGAGGUAAUUUUUAUUGAUAUUAAUAGGUUAUCUGCACGUCAGUGUGCACCAAUAAUGAUUCCAAUUGUCAUUCAGAAUAAGAAUAUUCAGAUGGAAUGUGACACGGGUAGUGCAAUAUCAUGUAUAAGUUAUGAUUUAUAUAAGAAAGAAUUUAGUACAAUACCGAUAAGAAGUUGUAACUUGGCAUUAAGAUAUUAUACGGGCGAAUUAGUACACCCGGUAGGGGUAAUUAAACCUACUGUCUUGUAUAAGAAUACAAAUAAAAUAUUGGAAUUGUACGUCAUUCGUAAUGGUAAAUCGGCUUUAUUAGGGAGACAAUGGAUCGCGGAAUUACGUAUACAAUUACCUAACUUAGAAUACGAUUGUGUUAAUAGGUUAGCGACCGACGAAGAAUUUAAUUUUAGUGCAUUUAGUUCCAGAUAUUGUAAUGUGUUCGCGGAUGGUCUGGGUCGGUUCUCGGGGCCGGCUGUGGGCAUACACGUUCGAGCCGACGCGCGGCCGGUGUUCAUGCGCGCGCGCCCGCUGGCGUACGCACUGCGCGAGCCGGUGGAGCGCGCGCUGCAGCAACACGUGCGCGACGGCAUCCUCACACCCGUCGAGCGCUCCGACUGGGCGACCCCGAUUGUGCCCAUCGUAAAGAAGGAUGGUAGUAUUAGGAUUUGUGCCGACUACAAGAUUACGCUAAAUAAAGUGCUGGAAAUUGACCGUUACCCGUUGCCUAAGGUUGAGGAUUUGCUAGUGCGACUACAUGGAGGACAGCGGUUCAGUAAAUUAGAUCUGUCGCAGGCCUACGCCAAUUCGUUUUGGAUGAUUCAAAAAAUACACGUCUACGGUUUGGCGUCUAGUCCGGGAAUAUUCCAACGUCGUUUAGAAGAGCUCUUCGCCGAUUUGCCUCGGGUGGGGGUGUUCCUGGAUGAUGUUAUUAUAACAGGAGAAACUAAGCGGGAACACAUGGAAAACCUCCAUAAGGUGUUCGACCGUUUGGAAAAAUAUGGACUACGAAUUAUAAAAUCAGGCGAAAAAUUUGUCUGGAGCAGGGAAUGUCAGGAUGUUUUUGGUAAAGUAAAGGAACGGUUAACGAGCGCCGAAGUGCUGGCGCAUUACUCGACGGAGCUGCCGCUGGUCGUGACGGCAGACGCCAGCAGCGUGGGCGUGGGCGCCGUGCUGGCGCACGAGACGACGGCCGGGGAGCGGCCCGUGGCGUACGCUUCGCGCUCGCUCACCGAUGCUGAACGACACUACUCGCAGAUUGACAAGGAAGCCUUAGCGAUUGUCUUCGCCAUACGGAAGUUUCAUCAAUACUUAUAUGGUAGAAAGUUUGUUUUGAGAACGGAUCACAAACCUUUGACACAUAUAUUAGGUGAUAAGGUGGGCAUCCCUAUUAUGGCAGCGUCCCGCUUACAGAGAUGGGCAGUACUUCUGUCAGGUUAUAAUUAUACUAUUGAGGGGCUGUCUUAUGUGGGGAUACAGAAUGGUGAUCCCGAAUCGUUGAGAAAGCUGGUUUUAAAACAACUACACAGCAGUCACAUGGGCAUCAUUAAGACUAAGUCUUGGGCUCGUAGUUAUGUGUGGUGGCCGGGCAUCGAUCAGGACGUGGAGGGGCAGUGCCGCGCAUGCGACACCUGCGCGCAAGAAGCCGAUGCGCCGCCGCGAGCGUCGCCGACGCCUUGGCCUUACCACCUACAGCCCUGGUCGCGCUUACAUAUUGAUUUUCUCGGCCCAAUACGAGCAUCAAACGGUGCCGCCGAAAAUGCCGUUAAACAGUGUAAACGAGCUAUUAAGAAGGCUUUUAGGGAUAAAGUUGAUGUGGACACCGCCUUGCAAACAUUUCUAUUAAUGUAUAGGAACACUAUUCAUAGUACUACUGGGGAAACACCAGCAAUUUUACUUCAAAAACGUAAAUUGCGGACACGAUUGGAUUUAAUACGAAACGAUGUGGGCUUGAAACAAAAGGUGCUUACGGUUCAAGAUAAGCAGGUCAAAAAUGCAGGUGGAGUGGAGCGAGAAUUUUCUCCAGGUGAUACAGUUUGGUUUAGAAGAUAUGGUGGUAACGAAAAGUGGGUGCGACGACGUACACGAUGGUCGUUGUCAAGCGGCACAGGUUCUAAUGUCCCCUCUGAACGCAGUGCCGUGUCGGCAACGAUCGCGGGCGGGGAUGAGGAGGCCGUGGUGCGGGGGUGUGCGGUGGUGGAUGAGAGUACUACAGAUUCUAGUAUACCAGUAGUAUCAGGAACUAAACAGUCCUGUAGCCCAGCUACAGUCAAUUCAAACAAUAGUUCUGAAUCCAGUAACGCUCGUACACCACAGUCACAGCAACUCCAGCUGCGUCCUAAGCGUACACAAAGACCAGUUUUAAGAUAUGGUUUCGAACCUGACUAA
Messenger RNA from Danaus plexippus (monarch butterfly), 3386 nucleotides. RefSeq lists its product as uncharacterized. The transcript has 7 exons. Lineage: Eukaryota; Metazoa; Arthropoda; Insecta; Lepidoptera; Nymphalidae. The coding region runs from base 165 to 3386 and encodes 1073 amino acids. Gene Ontology annotation, molecular function: nucleic acid binding. The record is from RefSeq and is a predicted model, not a curated record.